Messenger RNA from Syzygium oleosum, 914 nucleotides. RefSeq lists its product as uncharacterized. Bases 112 to 756 code for a protein of 214 amino acids. The record is from RefSeq and is a predicted model, not a curated record. The transcript has a single exon. Lineage: Eukaryota; Viridiplantae; Streptophyta; Magnoliopsida; Myrtales; Myrtaceae.
AUAUAAACCUGAACCACCCACCUCUCUUCUCCAUCCUCACCGCGUUCUCACAUAUCCAAUUUCUUCACAGAAACACCUGAAUUCAUUCCUAGUUUUACGGAAUAUUACCAAAUGGCGGAGAAGAGCCAGAACCCAUACCAACCACCAGCAUCGAAUGGCCAUCACCGGGGUGAUCAAGAGUCGCUUCAUACCAUGGAGGACGAGGAGGCGAAGCGCAAGAAGAGGAUGAAGUGGACGAUUGCCAUCAUCGCCUUCGUCAUCUUUCAGGUCGUCCAAGCUCUCUUCUUUGUCCUCGUCAUCAUGAAGUUCAAGUCCCCCAAGUUCAGGGUCGCUGAGUUCGACGUCCAGAGCCUGUCCGUUGGGACUCAGGCCUCGCCCUCAUUUGACAUGAGCUUUGUCGCUCCAAUCAGAAUCAAGAACACUAAUUGGGGUCCAUUCAAGUACGAUGCUUCUACUGUGAACUUCACCUAUGGGGGUGUCCAAGUGGGACAAGCGAUCAUUCCGAAGAGCAAGGCCAACUUCAAGAGCACCAAGAAGAUCGAUGUGAAUGUGACUCUGAGCUCUGCUAAUUUGCCUGGUGAUUCGAAUCUCGGGAGCGAUUUGAGCUCUGGUUUCAUAAACUUGAACAGUCAAGGUGAGCUCAGAGGAAAGGUAACAGUCAUGUUCAUGUUUAAGAAGAGGAAGACCUCCCAGAUGAAUUGCACCAUGGCCAUCAACACAGCCACGAAGGCGGUCCAAUCCUUAUCAUGCAAAUGAGAAUGAGGACGGUGAUUCUCCAUUAGAUGGUUCCGGAAGCUUUCCCCGGAUUAUGUGAAAUUAUGUAUUAUAUAUGCCUUGUCAUUCUUUUGCGAGUUCUUUCAUUCUUUUGUACAGAUUGCGUAUUGUUGUGCGAAAUUUUUUUCUGUUGGUUUUCA